This is a messenger RNA of Dufourea novaeangliae, 867 nucleotides long. It is a transcript of the gene Unc50, whose product is annotated as protein unc-50 homolog. The record is from RefSeq and is a predicted model, not a curated record. NCBI's taxonomy places the organism in Eukaryota, Metazoa, Arthropoda, Insecta, Hymenoptera, Halictidae. The transcript is spliced from 7 exons. Gene Ontology annotation, cellular component: Golgi membrane. Bases 64 to 867 code for a protein of 267 amino acids.
CGAAUAUAUGAUUCAGCAUUGACGUGCUUGAUUUGAAGCGCAUCAUUUUUCAAAGAAUUCAAAAUGAAAUAUUCUACAUCACCACCAGUAAGUAGGUGUAAUUCUCCUGGCCCAAGUGAAUUGGGCUCAAAUUUGCCAAUGCCAGUUACUUACAGACAAGAUUGUAUGGGGGCUGCAACAAAAUGUUACAAGUAUUUAAGGAAGCUAUUAAAAUUUGAACAAAUGGAUUUCGAAUUUGCCUUGUGGCAAAUGAUAUUUUUGUUUAUAUCACCACAGAAAGUAUAUAGAAAUUUUCAAAGUAGAAAACAAACAAAGUCACAAUUUGCAAGAGAUGAUCCUGCAUUUUUGGUACUACUAAUGUGUUGUUUGUGUAUAUCUUCUAUUGGUUUUACAAUAGUUUUGGGAUUAGGAUUUCUUCAAUUUAUAAAGCUGCUAUUUUAUAUGAUAUUUAUCGAUUAUCUUGCAGCCGGUUUAAUAGUAGCCACAACAUUUUGGUUUAUAACAAAUCGUUAUUUACGAGUUGAUAAAGUUCAAGAUGUAGAAUGGGGUUAUGCAUUUGACAUUCAUUUGAAUGCAUUUUUCCCACCUUUAGUCAUACUUCAUAUUGUGCAACUAUUUUUGUAUAAUGGACUUAUAAACUAUGAUACAUUUUCAUCACGAUUUAUUGGAAACACAAUUUGGUUAAUAGCUGUUGGGUACUACAUUUAUAUUACAUUUUUAGGAUACACUAGCAUUGAAAUACUUCAUAAACCACAUGUGAUAUUAUCUGCAUUACCAGUAACAUUACUGAUGUACAUUAUGACAUUGUGUGCAGGUAUUAAUAUUAGUCAUUUAGUUAUGGAAUUCUACCAUUAUCGAGUUGUCUAA